CAAUUUUUUUAUAGUAGUUUUGAUACUAGUUUGAUGGAUGGACAACACGAUCCGGCUUUCCUACAAAUUUUAAGUGGGGAGAAGAACAUUGCUAAUUUUUUAGAUGCAUUUUUUGGUUUUUUAUUCAGAUGUACUGAUUUUUACGUCGAAUCCAAUGUAGAAAAUCAAAUUGGUUUCCUACCCGGAAUGGUUGAAAAUUUAGUAGAUGAAUAUUUUAAAAAAUGGAGAAACAAGUCUUAUGAAGUACUAUCAGGAGAAAUUUGUUCAAACUUUGAGCAAAUUGUGAUCCCUUCAAAAAUCGAUGAUAAAAAGCCUAAUUCGCAACAAGUACAAAACAAUAAACUUAAUAAAAUUUCGGUAUUUGCAGAACAAUCAUCAGAUAGUUACAAUGGGGCUGUUCGCGAACAUUAUACUUGGUCUCAAACCAUUUGUGAUUUAAGUGUUAUUGUAAAAAUUCCAGUAAACGUGAAAUUAAUCGACCAACUCAGAAUUAGUCUAUCACCUCAAAUUAUUACAAUUGACAUUAAGAAUGGUGAAUUUAAAACAUGGAACACUCUUAUACGUGGACAAUUCUACUUUAAAAUUCGUAAAGAUGAAUCAUAUUGGAGCUUUGUUCCUGGAAAACACGUAAUAAUUCAUCUAGAAAAAACUGUGGAACGUUGGUGGGAAGCUUUACUCGUAGGAGAACCAAAAAUUGACUUGGCGAAAAUUGAUUGUUCACGAAAUUUAGAUGAAUUGGGAGACGCUGAACAAAUGAAAUUAGAGGAACUGAUAUGGAAUCAUCAACGAAAAUUGAUCAAAAAACCAACCGCAGAAGAAAUAAAAAAAGAAAAUAUUUUCAAGAAGACUUGGGAUUAAGAAGAUCAAUUAUUUUUUUUUAAAUUAAACUAAAGAUAGGAAACAUUACUUUUUUGUAAAGUAUGAAAUUAUUUAAAAAUAAAUAACUAAAAUAAUAAGUUUUUCAAAUUGACUGAAUGGCAUAAUAUUUAAGAUGGUAUGUCAAAAGAAGCAACAGGUACAAUAGUUCUCAUUCAGAGGAACCUAAAACAUGUGAUUUUCUUUUUUUAAUUUUCAUAAUUAUUCAUCUUUUUGUUAAGUGCAUAUUAUUUAAAUGAAUUAAGUUACAAAUUAUUUUUUAUCGCUAUAUUAAAAUAUUUAUUAAUAUUUAAUUGUUUUAUAUUAUAGUACUGAAACCUUUGAAAAAAGUGUACUUGUCUAUGUAUAUUUUAAGUUAUUUAAAAAAUAAAAUAUUAUGUGCUUAUUUU
Messenger RNA from Leptopilina heterotoma, 1265 nucleotides. RefSeq names its product nudC domain-containing protein 3-like. Bases 34 to 858 code for a protein of 274 amino acids. The record is from RefSeq and is a predicted model, not a curated record. Gene Ontology annotation, cellular component: cytoplasm. Lineage: Eukaryota; Metazoa; Arthropoda; Insecta; Hymenoptera; Figitidae. The transcript has 4 exons. Gene Ontology annotation, biological process: protein folding.